GUUAUACACGUUUGCAAAAGAUGGGAGCAGCGGAAUCCAGAGCACAGGUGACCCCUUCUCGGCCGAUACAAAACCGCCACCUUUCCCAUGUGACUGACCCCCGCUCGCCUACUGCUGGGAUCAUGAGAACUCCAAUUGAGGUCGGGGAUUCUCCGAAGCGCACAAUAAUGUCUGAACAAGACGAAGAGGAGGCAGUGGAGCCCACAGAUUUUGUAGACCCUCGUUCCCCCACACAUGGGAUCGUGCGCACCCCUUUAAGACCUUCUUUACAUGAUUCCCUGAGCCUUCUGGCAAAGCAGCUAAGUGAGGUAUUUGUAUUAGAGGAUUCGGUGGUUGAAGGAAGCCCUGCCGCUGAUGUGGAAUCUCCAGCUGCUGCUUCUGAAGAGCAGGCAGCGAGUGACCUUGCCUCCACACCUGUCUCUAGGGUAAAAGAGACCGAGGAGACGGCAGUGGAAAGUCCAGCCAUCCAAGCUGCGGCACCAGCUGAGCCAACUCCACCUGUCCUACAACAGCAGAAGCAGCGAGGAAAAUCGCCGCACGGUUCCGGUUCAAAAAACGUUCGCCAGCGCCCUAGGAAGGCCUUGAUUUCUUCAGCCCCUGGCCGCUCCCCACUGAAAAUCUUACAGGAGGACAACAGCCCCAGUACUGCUGUACAGAACAGACAGAUAAAGAAGAUCUCCUCCUUCCAGUCUGAUCCGCCAUCGUCUCUCCGGAGCCUGAAGAUCUCUCACAGCGGCUGGGAGAUGUCUCAUAACAAGGAGAACGCACACUACAUCCAGAGUGAAAGCUGAAGCCUUCUUACUACUCCACAUCAUUAUAGAGGAUGUGUAUAUAGACUGAAUAUGUUCUCCUCGCAUACCUGCUGCUGCAUGCAGACCCCUUGUACACUACUCAUGUAAAUAUUUCUGCUACUUUGUCUGUGAUUUUUC
Messenger RNA from Nanorana parkeri, 929 nucleotides. RefSeq names its product cell division cycle associated 3 (gene CDCA3). The coding region runs from base 21 to 791 and encodes 256 amino acids. The transcript has 5 exons. The record is from RefSeq and is a predicted model, not a curated record. Lineage: Eukaryota; Metazoa; Chordata; Amphibia; Anura; Dicroglossidae.